CGAGCGCUGAAGACCAUUGCAAACUAUGGAGCACAUGGGAGAGCUCGGAGGAUGUGUUCAUUCCUGAUGAUCUACUGCUCAAGGAUUUGUUCGGCAAGCGUCCUCGGCAAUCAUUUUUCGUCUGGUACCCUUCUUUGAACCUAGCUUCUGUUUCUCGAGCAAGGCUUAACAGCAUAUAUACUAGUAUUGGAGUUCGGUCAAUAUCCAAACCGUCGAGAAGAAUGGUACUUUCACCGUGCGAAAGGUCAGGUCCAGAACAGUCCAUCAGUGCAAGGUGAUCAAUAUUGGUUUGCUCCAAAUAGUCCUUGCUUUCCUUGCUGAUCCUGCUCUUGGAAUUUCUGCCAACGAUCGGCAUGCGAUGGUUUCCUGCCUAGUGAAUGUGAGUGUCCUAGAGACUGACAAGCCAAUCAUGGUGCCAUGGUGGGGUACUCUGUGAAACUGUCUUCUCGGAAGGCUGUGGAUGUGAAGGCCAGCCGAAUGAUCCGGUGGGAGAGGGAGAACUCGAAGCUGCACUUGCAGCGAACCCAUGGUACAGCUGGUUACAGGGAAAAGCUUGAGUUUGCGACAAACUUCGCGGAUGAGAUAUCUCAAGGAUUGCUCUUUGAGAUGGCAGACAAGAUCCCUUUGCUUGCCGAAAUCAUCAGAAUCGGCAGCUUAAUGGACUUCCAGGAUGCUGCUAUCGAGUACUCGUUGAAAUCGAAGAACCUGCAGCUGUUCCCUGAAGAUGAAGCUUUCCUGGAUACCACGUCGCUCGGUGACAGCAAGAGCUGUUAGCGGUCUUCGGAUUUCACAUUUGUUGUUGCAAGUUAAUCGGUGAGGACAUAUUGUUUCACUUCCAUUUGCAGUCGCUGCAUUGGAGCCUGUCAGCCUGACGUUUGGUGAGUUUUUCCUUGGUAUAAGUUGUUGAUGGCCGGAAGGAGCUGUGUAUGUGGUGGAUUCUGAAUUGGCACUAUUUGCUUUUUCCUUCCUAUGUGUGGCUCUCUGCUUUGUGGGCCAGAACUUGUGAGCGAUUGAUUUUGUUAGUUUUAGUUGAUUGUGCAUGGCACUCGUAUUUGAGGUUUGGGAUGUUUCGAGCAAUAUGUACUGUUUAUGCUGUCAGUACUUGUUUCUCUC
Brachypodium distachyon (stiff brome) is the source of this 1113-nucleotide messenger RNA. RefSeq lists its product as uncharacterized. The record is from RefSeq and is a predicted model, not a curated record. Bases 418 to 774 code for a protein of 118 amino acids. Lineage: Eukaryota; Viridiplantae; Streptophyta; Magnoliopsida; Poales; Poaceae. The transcript has 3 exons.